CAGUACAGUAGAAAAGGGUCAUUGUUUAAACUCUUUCCUGAAGCGAUUUGCGACAUGUUAACUUUCACUAGCACCGCGGCCAUCAAGUACCACCACGAGCCCUCGCGCUCUCGCGUGGCGUUUCGGCACGUGACCGUGCGGAGCGCGACGAAGAAGCAGAAGAAGAAGAACGAGCAGCCGCAACGGUCGCCGGCGCUGAUCCACCUACAAUAUGGCGCCGCCGCAACAAGCAAUUACGCUCCAGGAAGCCGACGAGAAGUACAAAGCCGCCCUCAAACGCCUCGUCAUAGGGGAAGGAACCGUCGCGCUCAAGUACGGCUCCAUGUACUUCGCGGUACCAACCGUCAGGGUGAUGUUCGUGUUUACCAAAGAAGACGCGCAGUACACCGCGCUCAGGUGGGCAGUCGAGAAGAUGCACUACGUGUGUAGCCUGAGCAUGACCACGGAGGAGGCCGUCGAGAACUUCCUCAACGGCCGCCCGCACCUGGUCUUCAUCGACGCGCGGAGCAAGAACACCAUCGACCCCAUCCUCCUGUGCAGGACGUUGGGCGGCUACAAAUGGAGCCAGUACUCCUGCAUUGUCGCAGUCGUAAAGAAAGGGUUGGCUGAUAAGCAGGAGGCAGCUAUCGUCCCGCUGCUCAGGGCUGGCUACACCAGGUGGAUGCUGGAGACGGCCUCGCCCAUCGUGUGCCUCAACGAGAUCAUCCAGAUUGAGCACAACGACCUCAUGCACUUGUGGAAGCUAAUGACCUCCGAGGCACUGUUUUCUGCGCUGCACUACGUACGGGACGGUGUCAUCGUCACUGGGCCUGCGCAUGAAAUACAGUUCAUGAACCGCGCGGCCGAGAAACUGGUGGGCUACUCGGUGGAGGAGAUGUUGGGCGAGGACGCCCAGGAACUGCACCGCACCGAUUCGCUGAAGGAAGACGUGGCCGCAAACAUCAUCGAUCAGCUGGACAAAGGGCGCGCUUGGGAGGGCACUCUCUUCAAUCGCCGAAAGACCGGCGAGUGCGUGCCUGUCUGGAGCAAGAUCGCGGCCGUGGACAACAACGCUACGCCGGGGAAGCUGGACCACGUGGUGUACAUCAAGGAAAGCCCUUUUCUCAUGGAAAAACCUUUCCCUCCCGAGGCCGUGGUAUUGAGCCGGAGACAGUCAUUUGCAAAGUACCACGCAAUGGUAAUCGAAGCCCCUGUCACAAAGGUCGUCAAACUGCUGAUGGCGACGCAAGAAAACAGUCCACCUCCCGUGGCGCAAGCCCUGGAGGGUGUCCUCGACAUUCUGCGCUCCACCGACCUCUACAACCCGCAGCUGGCCGCUGGACAGGAAAAGACCGAGGACCAAAUGACCUCCGACCUUGUCGCGGGACUCACUGGAGACGAGCCGAGCGCCCAUCGUUCGCGUAACCGGGCCAAGUCCUUAUGUGCGUGGCGUGCGACCCGGGCGUCGGCGGACGCAGUGAACGUGGUGAAGGCGUCCACCGUGCACGCCGGGAUGACCGGGAUGCUGCCCAGUCUGGUCGCGGCGCCGUCCAGGAUCAAGGACCUGCUGGAAGGAGACGUCAAGUGGGAGUUCGACAUAAUCGAGCUGGAGUCCCUUACCGGACGCAGGCCACUCAUCUGGCUAGGCCUGUCCCUGUUCGCCAAGAUGAACGUACCCACCAGCAUCGAAUGCGACGACGCCACCAUCCGGAACUGGUUGCAGCUCAUCGAGUCGCACUACCAGGACAACCCGUACCACAACUCCACGCACGCAGCCGACGUAAUGCAAGCUACGGCGUAUUUCCUGCUCAGGCUUCGAAAGAAGGACAUAUUCGACCCGCUGGACGAGGCCAUCUGCCUCAUCUCGGCUGUGUUUCACGACGUCGACCAUCCCGGAAAGUCAAGCCCAUUUCUCUGCAACUCGAACCACGAGCUGGCCGUACUGUACAACGACCGAUCGGUGCUCGAGAGUCACCACGCAGCAUAUGCGUUCAAGCUGACGCUGUCGGACGAGAAGGUAAACAUCUUCCAGAACAUGGACCGCGACGUCUACCGCACGGCUCGCACGUCUAUCAUCGACAUGGUGCUCGCCACCGAGAUGACCAAGCACUUCGAGCAUUUGUCCAAGUUUCUCAACGCCUUCCAGAAGCCCCUUCAGGAAAGCGAACCGAUCGAGCAAGAGGCAAUGCAAGAGCGCGGCGAGGCCCUAUCGCUCCGCUCACCGGACAGCCUCCAGCUGAUCAAGCGCAUGCUCAUCAAGUGCGCGGACGUGUCCAACCCGGCGAGGCCUACCGAGUUCUGCAUCCAGUGGGCGCAUCGCAUCGCCGAAGAAUACUGCGAACAGACGGAUGAGGAGAAGCGACGUGGCCUCCCAGUGGCGAUGCCGGCCUUUGACCGCGCCACGUGCAACAUUGCCGGCUCGCAGACGGGCUUCAUCAACUACUUCGUGCGCGACAUGUUCAGGGCAUGGACAGGCAAGUUGCCCGGCGCUAGCCCGUCCAAACAUUUUGUCCUGAUUACUCCUACAUGAAAGCGAAUGUUUGCAGUCAGCUGCAAACAGCAGGAAA
Dermacentor silvarum is the source of this 2546-nucleotide messenger RNA. RefSeq names its product high affinity cAMP-specific and IBMX-insensitive 3',5'-cyclic phosphodiesterase 8B-like. NCBI's taxonomy places the organism in Eukaryota, Metazoa, Arthropoda, Arachnida, Ixodida, Ixodidae. Gene Ontology annotation, molecular function: 3',5'-cyclic-nucleotide phosphodiesterase activity. The record is from RefSeq and is a predicted model, not a curated record. Gene Ontology annotation, biological process: signal transduction; positive regulation of ERK1 and ERK2 cascade.